AGUCUUAUUUGGAUGUUGUCAAAUUGAAUGCUCAAGAAAAUCGUUUUUCUUCCCUGAAACUGUUAUUUUAUUGAAUUUUUCUUAAUGUUUGUGAUAUUUUUUCAAAAUUUUCUUGCCGAGUGAUGUAGAAAGUCUCGUGGGACAAUUAUUUAAUGUGAAAAUCGUGGAAAAAUUAAAGUGAUCCAGUGAAAUUAGUUUUGUGGAAUUUUCCUAAGAAAAAACGUGGAUCAUGGAGGAGUGUACACCUAAGAAAGACGUCUUGCAGGACUCAGAUACUGUCUUCAGGUCUAUAAGUAAAUUUACCACAAAACCCGAUAGUCCAAAGGCACCGACUAUUCAGGAUUUCUGUAUUAUAAAGCCGAUAAGUCGAGGGGCGUUUGGGAAGGUGUUCCUGGGCUAUAAGGAUGGGAAUAUGGAUAGAUUGUUUGCCAUCAAGGUGAUGAGGAAGUCAGAGAUGAUUAACAAGAAUAUGGUGUGCCAGGUGAUUACAGAGAGGAAUGCCUUGGCAUUGUCCAGGAGCCCCUUCUGCGUGAAUCUCUUCUAUUCCCUGCAGACUCCUUCUUAUGUUUAUUUGGUGAUGGAAUACAUGGUUGGAGGGGAUCUCAAGUCCCUCCUGGCCAUGUAUGGCUUCUUUGACGAAGCCAGUGCCAAAUUUUACGCUGCUGAAGUGGCUCUGGCUCUUCAGUAUCUCCACAGUCAUGGAAUUGUCCACAGGGACAUUAAGCCGGAUAAUAUGCUCAUCUCAGCUUCCGGCCAUGUGAAGCUCACGGACUUUGGGCUGAGUAAAAUCGAACUGAGCAGGGAUCUGGAGAUGUCUGACCUCAUAAAUUGCUCUCCGAAUAUCAAUGCUCGAACUCCUGGACAGCUUCUUUCGCUCACAUCUCAUCUGUCUUUCGGAUCGGUUGAAAAGAAGGCACAGGGAUCAGAGGAUGAGCCUCCGAUCACUUCCACCUUCAUGAAAAUCAUCAAUAAUCAUCGUUCUGGCGAGACUGACCUGGAUUCUUCAAUUGCUUCCAACACAAACGUUGCUGAUGACAGUCGAUUGUCCGGAGUCUCGCCAUUCUUCUCCACCGAGAACAUCGAUCCAAAUACCGUGACAAGUGCAGUGAACACUCUCAAUGCAGACUCCCUGACAUCCUAUUACACUUGCAAUUCCAGCAUCGGAAGUGGCAAUCGCAAGGAUAAUCCGUCAAUCAAGUUCAAAAGGAAAUUCAUCAAAAGCCAUUUCUUGUCCAGGGACAACAAAACAGAACUCCAGAUGGCAAUUAGGAACUCCUUGAGUUUGUCACGGUUUAAGGAAUCCGAGGAUUCUGGCAUUUCCAGCCGAAAGGGAGAUCUCUCAAAUAUUCCCAGCGAAGAGCAGCCCGCCAAAACAAAGGAAGAACUAACUUCAGACUAUUCCCGGAGUUAUGCAGGAAGUGAAUCUGAAUCUCCGGUGCUCAAUAUCUCCCGGAAUUUCAAACAUCCAAAUUUCAGAAGGAGUUUCAAGAGAAAACGACAUCUCGAAGGCUGCGAGAAUCAGGGCAGCACAGGGCUCACCCAAGAGAUCGACACAAUUGAUCUGGGCAGCAGCACGCCCAAGAAGAGGAAAGAGAAGUCACCGUUGAAAGGAGUUCUCAAUCCAAUAUCUUUAUCUGACGAUGAAAUGCCCAUUAAUGCGAAUUUGGGCAAUGUGCUCGUGUCGACACCGGUAUCAUCGCAAAAGCUUCCCCGUCGCGACGGUGGCUUGUUGCAUAAAAUCAAGAGCACGCGAUUUGUCCUCCCGUCAUCAGGGGAAAUGCACAAGAAGAGUAGUUCGAUGCACGAACGACUUCCAAUGCGAUUAAUUAAGAUGCACGAUGAACCUGCGAUGUCGCCUAUUGCUCGACCUUCUGCGCAGAAAACACCGAAAAUCACUCAAACUCCUUUCCGGACGCCCAAAUCUGUUCGAAGAGGAGGAGUGUCAACUUCAGAUGAACGAAUUCUCGGUACUCCGGACUAUCUGGCUCCGGAACUGCUGCUGUCCAAAGGUCAUGGUCCAGCUGUGGACUGGUGGGCCUUGGGAGUCUGUUUGUAUGAAUUUCUCACGGGGAUUCCGCCGUUCAACGAUGAAACGCCUCAGAAAGUAUUUCAGAAUAUUCUAUGUCGCAAUAUUGAGUGGCCAGAGGAUGAUGAGGCUCUGUCUCAAGAAGCAAUGGAUGCCGUUGAAGCGCUUCUCACGAUGGAACCAUCACAGAGACCCUCAGCGAAUCAGGUUCAGCAAAUGAUCUUCUUCCAGGAUAUUACGUGGUCCGAUAUUCAAAGUGCGGAACCUCCUUUUGUGCCAAAACCAGACAAUCCUUUCGAUACGGGAUAUUUCGAAGCUCGAAACGUGAUGCAACAUCUGAAAUUGUCGAACUUCGAUGGAGAAAAACUGUGAAAGAUGUGACGCCUCUUUGUUGAUGUAAGUUGCAAAAGAUGUUUUUCGUCAAUUUGUUAGUAAUUAAUUUAAAAGGAGUUAAAGACAUAAUAAAGAGUUGCGUUCCUUUUUUUCUCUCAACAA
Molecule: messenger RNA, 2521 nt
Organism: Phlebotomus papatasi
Lineage: Eukaryota; Metazoa; Arthropoda; Insecta; Diptera; Psychodidae
Gene: gwl
Product: serine/threonine-protein kinase greatwall
Exons: 4
Coding region: 230-2398 (722 amino acids)
Biological process (GO): intracellular signal transduction; peptidyl-serine phosphorylation
Cellular component (GO): nucleus
Molecular function (GO): protein serine/threonine kinase activity; ATP binding
Source: RefSeq, a predicted model, not a curated record